This is a messenger RNA of Arachis ipaensis, 1681 nucleotides long. The record is from RefSeq and is a predicted model, not a curated record. NCBI's taxonomy places the organism in Eukaryota, Viridiplantae, Streptophyta, Magnoliopsida, Fabales, Fabaceae.
AUGGCCAGACAGCAGACCCAGAGAGGACAGAGGAGCAGCACCGAUGGCCAGGAGCCCAAAACCGACGAGAAGCUGCGGCGAUGGCUAGACGAAGCAGCGGCAGUGGCCAAGACCCAGGAGGACCGAUCGAGGACCCUACGUGGCUUUCCGAACCUCCCAAACUCCUGUCUACGUGAAUCUGAACGACGCCCUAACGAACGACGCCCUUUCGACCGAGAACGUCGCACCACCCCGGAUUCCGACCUCUCCGACGAUUAUCGUCACCGCCGCCGAAGCCCCAGCUAUGACUCAUACGACCGCAGUAGAGACCGCUGCCGUGAUCGCCACCGACCCGAGUCGUCCAAACGUAAAAGCCCCAAGUGCGUCACCACCAACGAAGGACAUCCUAACGGCGACGCACUUCCAAAGAACUUCGGCCGCCAGAACGGUGGCUUGUUUCACAACCGCGACCGUCGCAAUGGUGACUGGCGACGGCGCUUCGAUUCCGAGUCCGACGAGGAACUGAAGGGAUUGCCGUUCGAAGAGUAUCGGAGGCUGAAGAGGCAGAAGAUGCGGAAGUCGCUGAGGCACUGUAUCUGGAACAUCACGUUGAGCCCUCCUAGGCGCGAGAACGAACAAGAAUCAGAGGAAGAAAAAGCAGAAGAGAUUAAUGAAAAAUAUGGUAUUGAAAAUAACGAUUCGAGCGACAAAGAGAUCAAACAUUACGAAAAAUCAAAAUCUGAAUCCAAUUUGGAGAGUUCUUCGGAGUCUGAAUCGGAAUCUGACGGUUCGCGCUCGAGGAGAAAGAGAAGAAAGAGUUCUGGUUCCAAGCGCAGUAGACGAAAGUCGAAUAGCGAUAACGAAUCUGAUGAGAGUGAAUCUGAAUCUGACGAUUCAAUUUCAAGGAGGAAGAGAAGAAGGAGUUCCAAAUCGAAGGGUCGGAGAAGGAGAAAAGUUGAUAGUGAUGUUGAAUCGGAGGAAAGCGAUACUGAAGAAGAGGAGCGCAAAAAUAGGAAGGAUAAGAGGAAGAGUGGUAAGAGAAGAGGGAGCAGAAAGAAGAGAAACUAUAACGAAUCUGAUGAGAGUGAAGAGAGUGAAAGCAAUUAUUCUUCCGAUGGUAGCAGCAGGAGAAAGAAGAAGCAUUCUUCGCUGUCGAAGGUAAGCAGAAGAGAAAGAAGCAAAAAAUCUGAAUUAGAAAGCGAGGGUUCUGAGUCAGAAGAGGAAAAGGAUUCUGCUGAUGCAAAGAACAAAGCAACAGUGAAAGAGGUGAUGAAAAUAGAGGUGAACCCCGAGGCUUUGAAAUUGAAGGAACUCUUUGAAUCUCAGAAGACACCAGCUUUAGAUAACGAACCUGCAGUAGGGCCAAUGCCCUUGCCAAGGGCAGCGGGUCACAUAAGUUAUGGUGGUGCCCUUAGACCGGGAGAAGGUGAUGCAAUCGCGCAGUAUGUGCAGCAGGGGAAGCGUAUCCCAUAAAGAGGUGAAGUCGGUCUUUCAGCUGAGGAGAUUCAGAAGUUUGAGAGCCUUGGUUAUGUCAUGAGUGGUAGCAGGCAUCAGAGGAUGAAUGCCAUUCGUAUUAGGAAGGAGAACCAGGUUUAUAGUGCUGAGGAUAAGCGUGCUUUGGCUAUGUUUAACUAUGAGGAAAAGGCCAAGAGGGAGCACAAGGUUAUGGCUGAUCCACGUAGAUAGGGUUUUGGGAGGUUCG